Messenger RNA from Antechinus flavipes (yellow-footed antechinus), 5903 nucleotides. RefSeq names its product WD repeat domain 73 (gene WDR73). The transcript has 8 exons. The coding region runs from base 47 to 1159 and encodes 370 amino acids. NCBI's taxonomy places the organism in Eukaryota, Metazoa, Chordata, Mammalia, Dasyuromorphia, Dasyuridae. Gene Ontology annotation, biological process: cytoplasmic microtubule organization. Gene Ontology annotation, cellular component: spindle pole; cytosol. Gene Ontology annotation, molecular function: protein binding. The record is from RefSeq and is a predicted model, not a curated record.
UCCGCUUCCGCGUGGAGCGGCAGGAAGCUUUCGGACGGCGAGGAGCAUGGACGAGGCAGCAGAUUGGCUCGUGGACUCUCUCCGCAUGUAUCACGAUCUCCAUGCAUUUGAGUUGCAAGGCCCUACCAGAGUCCUGGAGUGGACCGAUAGCCAAGGAGUUUAUGUUGCGGGCUAUGAAAGUCAGAAAAAAAAUGAAGUUCUGCAUCUUCUUUUACCUCCCAAACUUUCUGCUGAAAACCAGAGCUUAUGCCCAGAAAGAGAUUUCAGAGUGAAACAUGGGGGAUUUUCAGACAAGCCUGUCUACAACCUGAAGCAUGUGCCAGAGACCAGGUUGCUGGUCACUACAGGCCCACCCGGCAAUUCUCUACAGGUAUGGCAAGUUGCAGAAGAUAGCGAUAUGAUUAAAGCUGUAAGUACCAUUGCUAUACAUGAGGCAAAAUCCUGGCCUAGGAUUGCAGUCCUCAACUCCAAGGUCCCCAAAGUCCUUCAUGGGACCAGGGUCAAUGAUCUGCAUGUUACCGAGCUGGAGUCCCAGAACACACUCUACAUGUCAGGUGAGAGUGACAGUGAAGAAGAGAUAAGCAGUCUGCAGGUGUUGGAUGCAGAUACCUUUGUCUUCUGUUGUGCUUCAGGACGACUGGGGCUUGUGGACAUUCGCCAGAAGCGGGGUGAUUCAGGGAGGACUACCUCGAGCCCUGGACCUGGUGGGGAGUUGUGGUGUGCUGCAGUUCGAACCAGUGGGCUAGGGUCAGGCCCCACCAUUGCCAGUUUGUCUUCAAAUGGACAGCUUCAACUCACAGACUUAAGGGACCUUGACCAUCCAGUGACAACAGUUCAGUGUCGGGUUUCUAUGCCCAGUCCAGACUGGGAGUUGCUGAGGGUAACCUGGGCUCCUUCUCUAGAUGGCUGCUUAGCCAUUUCAGGUUUUGAUGGGACUGUCCAGAUCUAUGAUACCAUGUCCUGGAAGAAAAAUGGGAGCCAUGUAGAACCACUCUUUAUCCAUAAAGGACAUCUUUUCAUGGAUGGGACUGAGAAUAAUAUGCAUUCAAUGGUCACCACACAUUCUUGGCACCCCAACAAACCAAGGACAUUGUUGUCUGCAGCAGUUGAUGCAUCUUUGCAUGUGUGGGAUUGGAUAGAUCCUUGUAACUCCUGUUGAUCCCAUUCAAAGGAAGGAACAGGCCCAAACAUUCCCAGGUUUCUAUGUUGUAGAGAAUGAAACCGAAGACUUGUAAAUCUUACUCUGCAUGUAAAGGGCAAGUAUUCUAAGACCUUUUUGGCUGCUAUAUGGGCAUUGGUUUAUUUUUUCUUAAAAUUAAGGUAGGAUAGUGUUUUACAUGGCACUGCUAGGAAAUUAGAGGUUCAAAAACCUCUGUCUAUCCCUGACUUUUGGCCUUAUAGGAUUAGUAGCAUGCCGUAGCAAGUAUACAGUAACUGAAUGUAAAUCCUUGUACUUUUAUGGUCUGCCAUAGUAGUAUUAUGAUAUGUUAGUGCAUCUGGAAGAGGAAUAUUCUCAUCCAGCUUUCAGGUGUCACCAUUCCUCUCUUCCCAAGCCUCUGGUAGGGUACCACCCCACAACACCCUUUCUUCACCAUAUACCCUUCCUCUGGCUUGCAAGGAUUCCCCAGUCUAGGUCAGGCACUUAUCAUUUUGCCCCUCUAUGAUCUGCUUGGAUGGUGCUACGAUAAGUUGCUUUUGUCACAUUACUUUGGUUACUUUGAAAGCUCUGGUAUUUCAUUAGUAUGGGUCGUCCUGCUACUGAUCACACCUCUCUUGGCCUUUUAUUCUUGUAAUUAUUGUAUAAUUCUUGUCCCUGUUUUUCUUAAUGUGUCCCACAAAGUAUCUGACAUGUUGAAGGCCUUCCUUUUUCUAUUUCAGGGAUGACUAUUGUACCAUUUGGCAUUAUUCAUUUAUUUCUUAGUUUCUGUGUUAUAAUUAUUUAUGACAGGCCAUUUUUAGUAUACAAAUAAUUGUUAGUAAGUAACUGAAGUUGAUACCUACGUUGUAUCUUUCUGUUUAUCUAGGUGUAAUUAUUCUGAGUUUUUUUUUUUUUUUUAGUUUGCAAAGUUCCUAUUCCCAUGGACUUCAGAAGUUUUUCUGUAUGAAACAAAUUUCAUUUUGGAAUUGUUAAAGUGUUUGUGAAUUUACUAGUAGUCCUGAAAGAUUUUUUGACCAAUUCCAAUUGUUUAAUUCCCAAACCUUUAAACUUGGGAAUCUGUAUUUAUUUUAUUCUAAGCUUUCCUUCAUCUUUUUUUUUUUUUUUUUUGGUUUAAAUGAUUCCUAAUCGAAAUAAUCUCUAAGGAGAAUCAACCCUCCCAAAAAAAAUUCCAAGGAAAAAACUUUUAUUUUUUUAAUAACUUUUUAUUGACAAAACCCAUGCCAGGGUAAUUUUUUACAACAUUAUCCCUUGUACUCAUUUCUGUUCCGAUUUUUCCCCUCCCUCCCUCCACCCCUUCCCCCAGAUGGCAAGCAGUCCUAUAUAUGUUAGAUAUGUCGCAGUAUAUCCUAGAUACAAUCUAUAUGUGCAGAACCAAACAGUUCUCUUGUUGCACAGGGAGAAUUGGGUUCAGAAGGUAGAAAUAACCUGGGAAGAAAAACAAAAAUGCAAACAGUUUACAUUCAUUUCCCAGUGUUCUUUCUUUGGGUGUAGCUGCUUCUGUCCAUCAUUAAUCAGUUGGAACUGAAUUAGAUCUCUUUGUCAAAGAAAUCUACUUCCAUCAGAAUACAUCCUUAUUCAAUAUCGUUGUCAAAGUGUAUAAUGAUCUCCUGGUUCUGCUCAUUUCACUUAGCAUCAGUUCAUGUAAGUCUCUCCAAGCCUCUCUCUAUUCAUCCUGCUGGUCAUUAAGGAAAAAACUUUUAGGGAAAUAAUGGCACACUGGUGACAGUUCUAAUAACUCGCAAAUCUCUUACAAUUCACCAUGAAUGCAUCAAACAUAAUUGUUUGCCAGAGGGAAAAAAUUACUCUAUGGAUUGGAUUUUCCUCUUCCUUUUGGCCAUUGCUUUUUGAAUACAUAUACAUAUGUAAUUAAAAUUUUUUUUGGCUUUUUUUUUUUUGGAGAGGCAAUUGGAAUUAAGUGACUUGCCCAGGGUCACACAGUGACACAAGUGUCUAAGAUCAUAUUUGAACUUGGGUUCUUCUGACUCUACGGCUGGUGCUUUGUCUACUACUCCAUCUAGCUGGCUCUUGGCUAUUCCUUUUAUUUCAAUUUUUUUUUAACUUUAUCUACAAAAUUUCCUAUUUGAUUCUUUUUCCUAAUAGAUCACAGCUUAAGGUUUCUAUGUUUAGACACUCAAAAAUAUUUUUUGAUUGGAUCUCUUCUUUUCUGUCUGUGGUCCUCAACAUGAAUGGUGAAGGUUACCUCUAGUAUUCUAACCUCUCUGAGAGAUAGUGGUCCCUCUUUAUUUAUUUAUUGGGUUUUUUGUUUGUGUGUUUGUUGUUGUGUGGUUUUUUUGGUCUGUGUCUUCUUUUACAAUAGACUAAUAGGGAAACAGGUUUUGCAUGAUUGCACAUAUAUAACCUAUAUAAAACUGCUUAUCAUGGUGGGGUGGGGAGGGUUGGGUAAAGAGAGAGGGAGAAUAUUUGGACUCAGAAUUUUUUUAAAUGAAUGUUAAAAACUGUCUUUACAUAUAAUUGGGAAAAAAAUUUUAAAGGAAAUAUUAACCCCUUUGUUUUAGAUAGAGGGUAGUUACCCUCUUUAGAAGUGUUCCUUCUUUAAAAAAAAAAAAAUAAUAAGAAGAAGAAGUGUUCCUUCUUGUGUUUGUACUUAUCCUGAUUUGAAAAGAUACUUCAAGGGUGUGCUGAAUACUUUUUUCUCUUGGAUUAGUAGGCAUAUCUCCUCAUUUCUUCAGUUGUAUUUGGGAAAUGUGAUUUCCUUUCCUUUCUAGGAAUGGUAGCAUAACUCUAUCCACUCAGUGGAUAAAACACUGGAUGUAUUAUGUACAAAUUGUACCUCAUAUAUACAGUAAUCUCGUUUCUAAAAUACUAGGAUUGGACUAAGUGGUUUCCAAGGACCCUUCCAAUUCUAAAUCUAUUAUCCUUUGUUCCCUUCUUUUCUCCAUGUAUUGUUUGACCUUAUUUGGCACAUUUUUUAGAUGAUAAGGAGAGCUGGGCAUAGUUUGCCAUUUUGCUAGAAUCAUCUCAUUUCUGCUACCACUUCCCAAAGACAAAAGAAGCAUUGUGAUGUGAUAAUCAGGACCUUGAAGGCAAAUUAUAGUUAGGUUCAGUGUCUAAUUCUACCACUUCGCUAUAUGGUCUUGAACUUUUUUUCCUCUCAUCUGUGAAAUGAAGCAUAUAUAGUAAUGAUCAUAUACCUUCAUUUAAUAGCACUUGCAAUGUCAAAAAAUAGGUUUUUAUUAAUACUAUUAUUCUAUUACCCAAGUUUGCUACCUCCCCAAUUUUAGAUAGCCACUCUUUGUAACAAAUAAUUUUUAAAAGAAAAAGGAAAAAAAUCAACCAAGUCUAAUAAACACUGAAAAAAAUCUUGUGUUAUAUGAUGAGAGAAAGGACUGUUAAUAAUGAUUAUUUUGGGGAGAUUCAGAAUUCUACCCCUUUUUCAAAAUCUUGAUUUUAACUUCAGUCUUUUGAAGGACAUUAGUGAUAAUAACAUUGAAUUAAUUCUCCCCAAUCUUGAUCUGACCCCUUCCCCCUCUCAAUUUUAAAAGGAAUGUAAUCUAAAGUGAGGAAAUCCAUUGUAUUGUACUCAAAACUUGGGAGGAGAUAAAUCCUUUUGUCUAGUUUUCCCAAGGCAGAGGAUGGUCUAUCCAAGGAUGGCAUAACAUUUAUUCUCAAUCUCUCAUUGAGCACCUAUUCUUCAAAGGGCAUAUAAACUGUGAGCCUGCUGCCAUAGUUGACUUUAUUCAAAGAGAAGCCAAAUGACAUUUCUUUUAUUAUUAACCCUGCUGGCAUUAAUAAAAUGAUUAAAUUAACCAGAAAUUAUGUCUCUAGAACUUUUAAAAUCAUCACAGUGUAAUAUUCCAUACCUGUGGACCUUGGCUUCUGAAAAAGAAUUGGGGAAAGUAUUUAAAUCUCUUUGGAGACAAGUCUCUUGUUUAUAUUUCUGCAAUAUUUAGUUUUAACUGUUUUGUAGCUAUUCUUUCCAUUUAUACUGUUGCAGUCAUUGCAAUUCAUGUAAAUUUUUCCAUGCUUUUCUGUAUUCUAAAUGCUAACUAAUUUUUAACAUAACAGUACUCCAUAACAUUCAUAUACUAAAGUUUGGCUGGCCAGUGGACAUCAUUUUCAAAAUGCUAACUAAUUUUUAACAUAACAGUACUCCAUAACAUUCAUGUACUAAAGUUUGGCUGGCCAGUGGACAUCGUUUUCAAAUAGUUGUUACCACAAAAAAUCUUGCUAAAAAUGUUUGGGUAUGUAUAAAGCCUUUUUAAAAAAUGGUGGUGACUUCACUGGCAUAUAUUGCCCAGAAGUGGAAACUCUGGGUUUGAUGGUUUGGACAUGUUGGUCACUUUAUUUGAAUAAUUCCAAAUUAUUUCUCAGAAUAAUCACUUCAGUUCACAGCUUCAUGUCUUUGCCAGUGAUGAAUGCAUUUGUUGCUUUACUUUCCACAAUCCUUCCAACUUUGACUAUUCUCUUCUUUUGUUAUUUUUGUCAGUUUGUUGGGCAUGAAGUCUCAAGCUCAGAUUUCUCUUAACACGAAUGACGUGGAACAUCUUUUCAUGUGCUUGUUCAUAGUUUGCUAUAGUUCUUUUGGGAACUGUUUUUUAAAUUAUUGUUAUUAGUGAGCUAUUGUGAAUGUCUUCGGUUGUCUGUAUAUAUCUUGUUCAUGAAAAUCUUAUUGAAGAUAAAUUUUUUUUCAAUUUUGCAAAAUCAGAAUUAGCUCUUUUGUCUUUUGUAAUUGACAAUCUUUUUUGAUUGGGAAUCCAUCCUAAAUCCAUAGCUAUAAGAAGCA